UAUGUUAUUUACUCUCAAAUACUACAGUAAUAACGCGGUGUUCGUUGGUGAAAAUGGAUCGUUGGGUAGAAAAAGUAGCCGUCGUAACUGGAGCCAGUGCUGGAAUAGGGGCGGCAAUAGCCGAAGCACUAGUCAAAGAAGGUCUAAUUGUCGCUGGAUUUGCUAGAAGAACAGACAGAGUCGAAAAACUAGCUAAAAAAUUACAAGACGCUAAUGCUAAGGGAAAACUGCAUGCGGUCAAAGUGGACAUGACGAAGGAAAACGAAAUAAUCGACGGGUUCAAUUGGGUUAAAAAAAAUCUGGGGCCAAUACACGUCCUUGUAAAUAAUGCAGGGGUUGCGAGAUUCGAUGCAUUAAUCGAUAGUGAUACACAGAAAUGGAGGGACAUAUUUGACACGAACGUGAUAGGAUUGAGUAUAGCAACAAGGGAAGCUGUUAAAGACAUGAGAGCUAACAAUGUAGACGGUCAUAUCAUUCACAUUAACAGUAUUGUGGGUCAUCAGGUGUUAAACUUUCCUAGCGCUAACGCUUAUCCUGCCAGCAAGUUUGCUGUAACAUAG
Molecule: messenger RNA, 560 nt
Organism: Agrilus planipennis (emerald ash borer)
Lineage: Eukaryota; Metazoa; Arthropoda; Insecta; Coleoptera; Buprestidae
Product: farnesol dehydrogenase
Exons: 2
Coding region: 54-560 (168 amino acids)
Source: RefSeq, a predicted model, not a curated record